AGCAAAGGACCCACCAUCGUCACUUCUUCGUCAGAAUUUGGACGCCCUCUCCUGCAAAUGGCGGGCUAAAUAAACUCUGAAACAUUUCAAAAUAAAACAACCGCACGCUACCUUUCUCUUGAGGGCAAAUGGAGAGAAGAGUUGAGGAUUCGAUACUGAGGAAAAUGGAGGAAGUACGAUUAGUCUGCGACUGGGAGAUUUCUAUUCAGCAGAAGAGAAUGGACUCCGCCAUGAUUUCUUUUCGAAAUACUUCGCAGUCGAUCAAGCUCAGGGCAAAAGAAACAGCCGAAAAUCAAGUAAAACUUGGCAAGCUUAAAACUGAGCUGAGAGAACUGGAGGAUGAUUUGGUUAAAGCUCUGGCAGUGAAAACCCGUAAGGAGGCCAAGCGUAUGGCCAUACUUGAUUCCAUUUCUGCUACAAAAGCUAGACUAGAAGAGCUUAGAAAGACAGUGCAUAAUCAGAAGGCCAGGAAGGAUGAAUAUGCAUCAAUAAUUUCUCAACAAUCGGUUGCAACACUCAAAGAAAAGGAUGACCAGGAGACCAAAAACAGAGGAGACAUAGAAGAAGCCAUUUCAUGGUACAAUAGGGUCCUUGGCUUCCGGAUUGAAGGAGGACGUGGAGUAAAAUUUAUAUUCAGUAAGAUUAACUUGAAUGAUCCAACCGAAGAGUAUUCUUUCACCAUUCGGCAUGCAGAUGAUACUUACACUUUGCUAGAUUGUGAUCCUUAUUUGGAUGGUACGAAGGAAUUGAUCCAAGAAUUGAACCAAACAAAUGGUUUGCUCAAGUUUGUGAGGAUCAUGAGAGAGAAGUUUCAAGCAGCAGCAGUACAAGGAGUGUUGCCUCUGUCCACUUCUGUCCAUCCAGAGUCAUCCACAAUCUCUGUAUCUGCUCCAGCUUUGUCAAUCUCAUCUGACAGUAAAAGUGACUCCCUUGGAAAUGCUUCACAAAGUGAGCUGAAAGUCUUACAUGGAGAGUCCAACAGACCUUCCAAAAAAAUUAACCACAGGCGAGUUGACAAAUCAACAAUUCUUUCUCCUGCAUCUGCAUCAUCUCUCCGUCGAUCCCCUCGUUUUAAGGUCAAGAAAUGAGUAAUGGAGUAGGGUCCAUCUUUUUACCGGAAAUUAGACUUUGCUCCUGAGAUCAGUCAUGUGCCCCACGCUCUAAUUUGCUUGUCUAGCUGAAACUCCUGACUGAUGAUAGCAUGGCUCUCGAAUUGGAAGCACAAGACCCUAUUUAUUAUUUUUAGCGAUAUAUGCUGAAGUUAAGAGUGGAAGGAACUUCUGUGAUCUGACUGGAAGAGCUAGAACCAGAGAUUGCUACCCAUUUAACAUUAGGACUUAACCAUGUCGGUAAGGCUAUCUGACCUUGCUGUGUACUUUCGUAUAUCAGGGUGUCCAUGUAUGAAAUGUAAGGAUACUAGUUUCAAUACCAUAAUUUAAUGAAUACCACCGUUUGCCUUGGUUUGAA
This is a messenger RNA of Nelumbo nucifera (sacred lotus), 1467 nucleotides long. RefSeq names its product kinetochore protein. Gene Ontology annotation, cellular component: Ndc80 complex. Gene Ontology annotation, biological process: chromosome segregation. The record is from RefSeq and is a predicted model, not a curated record. Lineage: Eukaryota; Viridiplantae; Streptophyta; Magnoliopsida; Proteales; Nelumbonaceae.